AUGAGUUCGCGGAACCCAGAACAAGAAGCUACACCUCGCAGUAGCACACCUAGCACACCUCUCAGCCCGGAAGCAUUCGCUGAAGAUCUACGACUAUUCAAUCGCUCCCCCCAUCCAUACCACAGAAGCCAGCGCCUGGGCUCCCAAACCCCCUCCGAACAUGGCGACCGUCUCCACCCGCUCUCUUCCUACUCAAGGUCCUCGAGGACAACCAGCGACAGCGGCACAGAGGCAGACGAUGAAAGUACCGGUAUCCUAAGAGGAUUACCGGCCCCGCCACUCCGUCCUCGAAAAGGUCUUCGCUCUGGCGGAAAUGGUACCAUCGAUGUCGAUCCUUGGCUGCCUAGCUUGCAACCAUGGCCGUCGUUUGUCCGGCCUGCGUUGCGGGCAUCGCGGCGCAGCUCAGAGGAAGAGAUGGAAGAAGAGGUCUAUGAAGAGAAGCGAAGGUUCAAGCGACAAAGACGCGUGGAAAUCCUCCGCCGGCUAAUGGAAGCUGCGCUUCUGUUAUCUGUGGGUGGUGUAGUCUUGUACCAAAACGGGGCGCGGUCUUUGGCUUGGGAGUGGCGCAAAGAACUCGUUGCUCAUGGCCUGGUGGUCCUGGGUCUUUAUGCCACCUAUCCGCUCGUUGUUCGAGCAUCGGAGGGCCGCAGCUGGCGCAUCUGGCGUAUCUGGUCGUCGAAACGAAGAUCCUUCUCCUUGCCCGCCAGCUUUGAUCCUGCUCCUCUAUUCUAUCCGAUCUUGAUCCCCAUCUUUGUUUCUUUGUCGUUGUCCAACCACGUGCCACCGCUUCUUAUGCCUAAUAUCAUUCUCAGCCUCUCCUCUAUACCCGCGCCCGCUAUUCCGCUUCAGGGCUGGACCCAUGGACUCAGUACAGUUCAUUGGAUGGUGUCCAUGAUUCCUAUUCUUGUUGCGGAACACUUCUCUAUGGACACUACAUGGCCCAAGCCAUUGUCGCUUCGUGGGCUCGACGCGGAAUCUCUAAUACUUCUAUUUCCUUUGCAUCAAGCGUUGAUACCCACUUUAGACUUUUUGUUGACGACUAGCAUUCUUCCUGCCGAGCUGCAACUUUUGACGACUGCUUUGAUCAACUUGUACUUGUUUGCGGCCUCUCCACAGGCGGAGAUUUUGAAAGCCUUGUUAUGGCUUGGUGGCAUGUGUUUGUUUGCUUCUUGUCGACAUAUCCUGCGCUGGGAAGUUGCUUUGGCCCGGAUUCCAAAUUGGAAGUUCCGCCGUGCUCCAAAUAGCGCGCAAUCCGCACGCAAAUUCCUCAAUAUGAUGGACCAUCGACUCUGCGAGAAACUGAGCAGAAGCGGACCUAUACCUUCGGAUGAUACUUUGUCGGACAGUGACGGACCAAAUGGGUAUCCAUUCCCGAAGCCGCGCAAGUCAAGGACUAAGCGCGGAAGUCUCUCUGUUGACCCGCCCACAGAGCUUGUGUCUACGACCGAGAAGAUCGACACGGAGGCGAUUUUCGAGAAGCAAGCCCGCAGCCGACGACGCCAUACUAUUUCAACGUUCGAUGAGGCUGUUCGGGAAGAACGAGUCCGCACUACGCCCAGCGGCCGGCGCAAGAAACUCAUGGGUCCCAGCCUUGCCUCGUUCCUUUCGCUUACUUCGGCCCAGGCGCAGGUCCGCAAAUGGAUGUACGCUUUGUACGUCUAUGUUGCAGCAUUUCUGAUUAUACUGGGGCCUAUCCGGAAAUACGUGGGACAGCAUGCCUUGCAAGGUCAAGAUCCAUUUGGCUGGGCUAUAGGUUAUCUGUUCGGCAACUUCUCGAAUGUUCGCUUUUGGGUGUUGAUGUUGAACCUCGAAUACUGGAUUGAGUUACCACCUCGCCCAGAGAUCGAUAAUUUAAGUGCCUCUUGCUUCCUGGGAUCGAUCGAACAUAUUCGACAGGCCACAUUCGGACCAGCUAUCACCCGUCUAUUACUCAGUGGCUACUGCGUUGUGGUGCUUCUCACGGGCUUGGCUAUUGUAAUCCAGCUCAGCACCAUAGCCGAGGUUGAUACGCGCCGCAAGAUCUUCCACGGCAUGAUGGUGUUGAUGUUCCUUCCUGCCAUCUUUGUGGAUCCAGCCUUCUGCGCUCUGGCGCUCGCCUUGGUCCUCUCGAUCUUCCUGCUACUAGAUCUGUUCCGCGCAUCUCAACUGCCUCCAAUCUCACGUCCACUCACCUAUUUCCUGGCUCCAUACGUCGACGGCCGUGAUCAUCGCGGCCCAGUUAUCAUUUCACAUAUAUUUUUAUUGAUUGGGUGCUCCAUACCACUUUGGUUAUCCCUCUCCGAUCUUCCCCGGGCAGGUCUGGGUCCCUGGGCCGGCUGGGAGGUACCGUCACGCGACGUCAGCAUGGCGAGCGGUGUAAUCUGCGUUGGCAUGGGCGACGCAGCCGCAUCUCUUGUUGGUCGAAGAUACGGGCGACUGAAAUGGUUCUGGGGUGGCGGUAAGUCGCUGGAAGGCAGCAUUGCUUUCGUGGCAGCCGUCACCUGCGGGCUGAUCGCGGUUCGUGCCUGGCUGUUGUUCGGAGGAUGGCCCGUGUCUGGGGUCGAAUCAGCCGACGGGGCAGAUUUCUCCGCAGAUUUCUGGGUCUGGACUUUGAUCAAGGCCAUUCUGGCAGCGGCCGGAACUAGCGCCACCGAGGCGAUCCUCACUGGUUGUAAUGACAACGUCCUAGUCCCAGUGGUGUUGUGGCUACUGGUGCGGGGUCUUGGCGUUUGA
Messenger RNA from Penicillium soppii, 2712 nucleotides. RefSeq names its product putative phosphatidate cytidylyltransferase. Gene Ontology annotation, biological process: dolichyl monophosphate biosynthetic process. The coding region runs from base 1 to 2712 and encodes 903 amino acids. Lineage: Eukaryota; Fungi; Ascomycota; Eurotiomycetes; Eurotiales; Aspergillaceae. The transcript has 2 exons. Gene Ontology annotation, molecular function: dolichol kinase activity. The record is from RefSeq and is a predicted model, not a curated record. Gene Ontology annotation, cellular component: endoplasmic reticulum membrane.